Messenger RNA from Myzus persicae (green peach aphid), 1958 nucleotides. Its product is annotated as crossover junction endonuclease EME1-like. The record is from RefSeq and is a predicted model, not a curated record. Lineage: Eukaryota; Metazoa; Arthropoda; Insecta; Hemiptera; Aphididae. Gene Ontology annotation, cellular component: nucleus; Holliday junction resolvase complex. The transcript is spliced from 11 exons. Gene Ontology annotation, biological process: double-strand break repair; replication fork processing; resolution of meiotic recombination intermediates. Bases 116 to 1417 code for a protein of 433 amino acids.
AACUACCUACAUUGACGAUUGGAUGUUUGAAACAUCAAACUUUGAAUCCGUCAUUCGGGCGUUCGAAGUCCAUCAUAAGUUUUUGUAAUUCAUUUUUGUAAUUAUUGUCAUUAACAUGAAUGAAGGUUGUUAUAAUACAUAUACGAUAUCGGAUUCGGAUGAUUCAAUUAUAAACGAGAAUCGUCGGACAAAUGAAACUUCGCGCAAAGACGAUGAUUAUUUGUCAUCUGAGCAGGAACCAGAAUUUUUUCUCCAAGUUUUACAAUGUCAAAAACGAAAAAAAUUAACAUCUCCAGAAAAAACUUGUGACGAUAACAAGCAGAAAGAUGUCCAGACUGAUGACCCUGCACCAAAUACUUAUGUACCUAGAACAGGACCAUGCAUUUAUACUAAUACAAACAAUAAACAAGCAACUGAAAAGGUAGAGCCAAAACGAAAAAAACGUUCAACAAAAGAAGAAAUCGAAGAAAGAAAAAGGGAAGAAAAGGCUAGAAAAGAUGUUAAGAAGAGAUUAGCUGAAGAAUUAAAACGUAUAAGUCCAAAAGAAUGUAUGAAGUAUGUAACUGUUCACAUUGAUAAACAUUUGACGAAUAAUGAAUACUGUGAGGAGUUAAUAUCUGGAAUAGAAACUACAGACGCAAAAUAUAAAAUUGAGUCAAAUUCAGCUGUAUUAAAUUCAAUAACAUGGUCAAGACAAAUAUCUGAUUCUGUUAGUGAAGAUGAACAUUUUAUGUUGUUGAUUUGGGAAUUUGAUUAUGUUAAGAAUCUGAUUGUAUCAUGUCAAUUAUUAAACAAAAUAAAUGAUAUUAAAUUACAUAAAACACAACUUUCAAUCAUCAUAUUUAGUACUGCUGAUCAACUCAAGUAUUUAUUAUCAUAUUACAAACAAAAUCUAAGAAGAAUGGGAAGAAUUCUGGAUAUGUUGAAUAGCCUCGAGCAGAUGAUGCUGAAUUGUCAAGUUUCAUUUCGCUUUGUAGAAAAUAAAAACGAUAUAGGAUUGGCAGUUUUGUAUUUAACCAAAUCCAUUGCACAGAAACCAUACAAAUUGAACAAAUACAAAGAAGAACAAGAUGGAUGUGAUUGGUAUGCAUCUGGUCACACAAAAAAUUGUGUAACAGUAGACAAAAAUGGCAUAGGCUUAACUCAACUAUGGAGACAAAUGCUAUCGCAAUUUCCACUAUGUGGUCUUGAGACGAGUGAAGCAAUUGCAGCAGCGUAUGGGUCACCUAUUGCAUUGUUAGAAGCAUAUGAUAACUGCAGCUCAAGAUUAGAAGGAGAAACAAUGCUACAGGAUAUCCCCGUCCGCCGUGGAUUUGGUCCACUAGCUUCCAAUCGUCGUAUUGGACCAGAACUGAGCAAAAAAAUAUACACAUUUUUCACAGAUAAUACAGGAUGCACUACAUUAUCUCAAGAAUAGUGAACAAUAACGGAAAAAGUUAUAAAUAAAUAACAUAAACUAAACUAUUUAAUAACAACUUAUAUUACUGGUAAUUAUAUUUUUCUUCUCAUUAUAUUCAGUUUCAUAGUAUUAAGUGUGCAUAGACUAGACACGUCUAAUUCAUUGUCAUAAUAAUACAUGUAUUAUGUAUAUAAAUUUAGUUUUUACAUUUUUAAUACUAUUUAGAUAAUUUUUUAAACAAAACAAAAACUAGAAUUUCCUAUUCAUAAAUAGUUGUUAAUAUAAAUAACAAGAUCAAAUAAAAAAAAGCAUUAGUUCAUGACUUUUCUCAAAGCAUUUAGAAUGUAAUCAGAUUAAUAGAAAUUGAGCUGAAUAAACGUGGAAUUAUGCAACACGUUUUUUUAUAUGAACUACAGUGCAGACAAAAACAUGAUGUUCAUUAAAAAUUACUUAAAAAUAAAAUAAAUAAUAACAAUAGUUAAAAAUAAAAAUAAAAUAUUCAAAUAGAAAAACAAAGAUAAAUAAAUAAAUAAACAAGCUUCGGCCUUAAGUUGUUGAA